CCCUUCGAAUCGCAGGUCGCUGGGCACGAAGGUCUGCUCGAGGAUGAUACCGGAUUGUUGCUGAUCAAGCCCUGCACGAAGACCGAGGUGCGAUUCUACGACGAGUCCGUCAAUCACCCCGAAUUACGCGAAUGGAUGCCCGCAUACAUGGGGUCAUUACAGCUCGGUCUACCCGAAAACGUAUCAAGAGAAAUGAUCCCCGAGGAGGCAUCAAUACCGGCGAUAGAGGACGAUAAAGGCGGCGGAGGCCGGCCGAACAAGAAGCUAGAGCAAGCUGUCGUACUGGAGAACUUGACCAACGGCUUCAAGCGCCCUUGUGUCAUGGACAUCAAGUUGGGAUCACGGCUGUGGGCGGACGAUGCAACGCCAGAGAAACAGGCAAGGAUGGAGCAGGUAUCGCGAAAUACCACAAGCGGUGUCAUGGGAAUGCGGAUCACCGGAAUGCGCGUCUGGCGCGCCGAACAGUGUUCUUUUGAGGUCUUUCCGAAAUCCUACGGCAAGUCUCUGACUGCAUUGACCCUUCCCGCUGCCCUCCGACAAUUCUUUUCUGCGAGACUGCUGCCAACGCAAACACCCCUUAUCCUUAGCCGUUUUGUGGAGGACGUCGAACUCAUCAUCGCUGCCCUCAACGAAGAGGAGCUGCGUAUGUUCUCCUGUUCGUUACUUUUCAUUUACGAAGGUGAUGCAGGUGCAUUAAGCGAAGCCAUUGCCGAAGAAGCAAAGAAGGUCAUCAAUGAGGAACUAUACCCUCCGAGUGACAGCGAAGGAACACAUUCUGAGGAAGAAAUAGAAGAGGACGAGGAAGAAGAAAUCAAGAAAGUCAUAGAGCUGAGAUUGAUUGAUUUUGCUCACGCCAAAUGGUUGCCUGGGGCAGGCCGAGAUGACAAUAUCUUCCGGGGCGCGAAGAAUGUUCUAUAUCUACUCCGU
This is a messenger RNA of Saitoella complicata NRRL Y-17804, 927 nucleotides long. RefSeq names its product SAICAR synthase-like protein. Gene Ontology annotation, cellular component: cytoplasm; nucleus. Gene Ontology annotation, molecular function: inositol-1,4,5,6-tetrakisphosphate 3-kinase activity; inositol hexakisphosphate kinase activity. Gene Ontology annotation, biological process: inositol phosphate biosynthetic process; phosphatidylinositol phosphate biosynthetic process. The record is from RefSeq and is a predicted model, not a curated record. The annotation marks the transcript as partial. The transcript has 2 exons. Lineage: Eukaryota; Fungi; Ascomycota; Saitoellomycetes; Saitoellales; Saitoellaceae.